AUGUCGUUGAUAAUACCGGAGAAAUUUCAACAUAUCCAUCGUGUUAUGAAUACGAAUAUUGAUGGGAAUCGAAAAAUUCCAUUUGCUUUGACUGCUAUCAAGGGUGUUGGGCGAAGAUUUGCAUUCGUUGUUUGUCGUAAGGCUGGUAUUGAUAUAAAUCGAAGAGCUGGAGAAUUAUCUGAAGAAGACAUGGAAAAACUUACGCAAGUGAUGUUGAAUCCAAAACAAUAUAAAAUUCCAAAUUGGUUCUUGAAUCGGCAAAAAGAUGUGAAAGAUGGGAAAUAUUCACAAAUGCUUUCAACUGCUUUAGACAACAAGUUGCGUGAGGAUCUUGAGCGUUUGAAAAAAAUUCGCCUUCACAGAGGUUUGCGUCAUUAUUGGGGUCUUCGAGUUCGCGGUCAACAUACCAAAACUACUGGUCGUAAGGGACGAACCGUUGGUGUAUCGAAAAAGAAAGGCGCUUAA
Dracunculus medinensis (Guinea worm) is the source of this 465-nucleotide messenger RNA. NCBI's taxonomy places the organism in Eukaryota, Metazoa, Nematoda, Chromadorea, Rhabditida, Dracunculidae. The record is from the annotation of a GenBank genome assembly.